UUUUCCUCUUCUUAUGUGGCCUACCAAAAAUUAGAAACAUCAUAGGGGCAAAACCUGAACAGAUAGUGAAUCUUAUUCAAACCCUAGUCUGUCCCAUGCACAUGUCCACACUCUUCAAAGAUGCUAACAAAAAGGGCUCUCUCGUAAUUUAACUCCUCGUGACAUAUCUGCCACACUUUUUUACAAGUAGGUGUCCCAUUUUUUUCUCAAAGGCUGAACAAUUCCAACAACAUCUUUAUUAGCUAGCUCAUCAAACCUCUCCUACAUUUUCUUAUUCUUGCUAGAUUUCUCUUUUGCUUUUUAUUUGAUAGAGCUCUGGUUCAUGGAUAUUGAGCCCUGCUUGAGGUUUUCGGGGGUGGUUUUUUUUAUUAUUUAUCUAAAUUGCAUGGCAACUACAAUUAAUCAAACCAACACCGAGUCCUUGCAUCUCCAUCAAUUUAUCCGUUUCAUUAUCAUAAUCAUCUUCUUAGCUUUCCUUUUGAUCAUUAGCCCUACAAGUUCCAUAAGUCAUCACCUCCAUGAAUCCUCACCUAAGAACAGUAUGGCUCCCUCCAAGAGGUUCCUUCUACAACCUUCCACUCCAUCUUCAUCCACUAUGAAUUUGCGUCCAACAGCUCACAGUCAACGCAGUCGCACUUCUUCUACUUCUACGAGGAAGAGGAGGAGAGAGUUCGGAGCUGAAGCUCAUGAGGUUCCAAGUGGUCCAAACCCUAUUUCAAACUAGGUGGGAUUCCGGUUUCAAUAUUUCUGGGUGAGUUUGAAAGAUACGUUGAUAUGAAAGUUUGUAAUGGAUGGAGAGAAUUUUAUCAUGGAUUUUUAAUCAACUAGAUUUCUGUGUUUCCUUUCUGAUUUCUCCUCUUUGUUUGUUUAGAUCCUUCGAUAUCAUUUUUUUUAAGUUUUGAAGUUAGCAAUAUAUAGAAAAGGAGAGACAAAUAUUUUCACAUGUGUAUAUAUGCAUCUAUAUAAUAUAAUCACAUUUGUGUUUUAUUUCU
This is a messenger RNA of Camelina sativa (false flax), 992 nucleotides long. Lineage: Eukaryota; Viridiplantae; Streptophyta; Magnoliopsida; Brassicales; Brassicaceae. The record is from RefSeq and is a predicted model, not a curated record.